AGUCAAUGGAGUGGGACGUGAGCGUUGUGCGAGUGUGUUAAAAGGAAAAGUGUUAAGCGGAACGAGAUUUUUUACCCCUUCCGAGGAUUUAUUUCCCUGAAGAUAAAGAAGUGGAAAGCAAAAAGUGUUGUUCAUAACUGCACCAAAUCCCCCCGCUGCAAGAUGGCACCUUCCCCCUGUCUACCAACUGGCCAAGCCGAGACACUGCCGCCACUACCGAAGCUUAAAAGACUGUCAAGUUUUCGUAAGAAAUUACCAUCUCAGGCAACAAACCAAGCUCGGAAAGGAAGAUGUGUUCCUUGCGUCGACACAAAAUCCUCGGUGUCAGGGCAAAUGGCAUCAGAUCUUUCCACAGAAGCGCAUGGAACAACGCCAAGCCUCACAAUACCUCACAGGAACCACACAGAGCAAGUGAUGCAUACUAAGACGUCACAUAUGCAACAAAGGAUUCUUCCAGUUAGAUCAGAAGACUCUCUAAAUUCAACUGGAUAUUUAUCUCCCUCUGGGAAUGCCACACAUCAUCUUUCCUCACAUCAUGCAUUUCCAUCAACACAGCAGGAAAAACAGCCAACGCCCACAGUACCUCAGAGGAACCCCAAAGAGCAAGCGAUGCAUACUAAGGCGUCCUACAUGCAACAAAAGAUUCCUCCAGUUGGAUCACGAGGAUAUUUUUCUCCCUCUGGGUAUGCCACAAAUCAUCUUUCCCAACAACAAACCUUUCCGUCGACACAGCAGGAAAAACAACAGAGGUUCGACUCAAGUCACAAUGUAUCCUCACAGCAUAACGAGUGGAAGAGACAAAUGCAACUUCAGCAUUCCCAGGUACCUCAUCCUCGCCACAGGAAUGAUAAUUAUAGCUAUGGGAAAGAUUACAGGUCUAGCUUACAUAUGCACUACUCAAAUUACAGUCAGCACUUCGGAAAUGCUGGUCAACAAGCACACGAAGCAGGAAGGGAGGAGUCCCAUCAGUCACGUCUUCCACACCAGAUGCAUCAGUUUUCUAGACAGGGAAUGCCUCAAGCUCCUAUGCAAAUGUGUCGGCAAAAUGGACCAGGCUUGCAGUACCAGUCACAAAUAGAGGUAUACAAUCAGCCAAAUCAGGGUCGUAUGCAUCAGCAUUAUAUGCAAAUAUACCAGCAAAAUGGGCAGAAACAAUAUGACCCAGAUCUGCAAUACAAUGGCAGACAUCAAGUACAAAUGAGAGAAAAACAUCAAAUGUCACAAACGGAAGAUAAUACUAUGAUUGUGAAGGCAAAACAAACUCAGUAUCGGGACUAUAUUCAGCAGUGGCAAACACAGUUCAGGCAAUCCAGAGGAGAGGAAGAGAAAGAGCUGCCACAACAGACGAAUCAACAACUCCAUAAUCAACAAGGCGUAAGUGGUAGAUCACAACAUUUGGAAGCUAUUCGUCGACUGCUGUAUUACAAAACCCUGGAAAAGGCAAACAAAUUUUCUCCCAAAGGUAACGCUAACGGUGCUGCUUCUCCCGGUAUUACUCCCCAGGACGAAAAUACUCACAGUCCUCCGAAUCUCCUCAACGCUUAUCCUCAAAGCCAAAUGGAUCCUCCGCCAGGAAAGACUGACGAAAACCACACGCAACAUCAUCCCCAGACGAGCAAUGACAUCGCCUUCACUCCUUCGUCUGUAAGUGAGAACCUGGAACAGACCACAAUGGUUGGAGGCCACACACUUAUCUCAACAGAAAAUUUCUUAUCUUACCUGAAGACGUCAGCUGCAGAAGAAGACAACGGAGGUAAUACUCGUCCACACGGUAGCUCGAGAGUCAAUACUAAAACUGGCGCUUCGGUCAGGUUUAUUGACCUCAUUGAGGAUGAUGAAUGUAAUGAUGGGGAGGACGCUGUAGUCUCCCCGCGAAGAUCCUCAGACCACGAAAAAGAAAUGGAUCACUGUGAUGAAUCAGAAAAUAUUGCACAGCUCGGUUCUUCAUCUCCCGUUUAUAAACAGGUUGACCCAGCACCAAGAGAAAAUAACGAAAAAGAAAUAGGUAAACAUUCCGAGUUCGAAAAUAACACAAUACUCUAUUCUUCCUCUCCCGUUCACAAUCAGGAAGACCGGAAUUUGCACAUCAAUUACAUCUUAAAUGAUGACUUGCAAAGAGAAAAGGAUGAAGGAACUCAAUCAUCAAACACCUCAUCAGGUACCGUGGAAAUAGGUAUACCUCAGUGUGUCUCCUUUCCGUCCGCAGAAACUCCUCCACAAUCCGACAGUUUCCAAAAUGCAAGUAUGUUAGACACGUGUGUAAAUGAUCGUUUAACACCACCUGAUAGCGAUCCUCCAACACCAGAAAAACAUGAAAAAGAAACGGAUAAAUGUAGGGACACAGAAGAUGCAUUAUCCCGUUCUUUCUCUCAUGUUUAUAUACGAAGUGGCGAGAACACACACUUCGAAAACAACGUAUCAGAGAACACGCAAACGGAACUGAGUGAAAAAGCCCCUACAUCUCCUGAAUUCUUAUCAGAUAACUUGAAAUUGGCUCGAGGUGUCUCUCCUCAGUCUGUAGAUGCUACUCUACAAUCUGGCAUUUUUCGAACUAAAAAAGCUCCUAGAUUCCUCGUUCGUGCAGCACUACCUAAGAAGGAUCCCGAAACUUCAGGAAAUGAAAAAUACUCUAUUGGAUAUAAAUCUAAAGCAGAAAAGCAUUGCAAGACACCUAAAAUAAGUACACCACCUGCAGGUAAUUGUACUUCCUCUGCAGGUGCUUUAACUCCUGCACCAGAGUUUGUGAAUGUUUUAACACCAUCUACACCAGAGGCUAAUAAUGUGAAUGUUUCUACAUGGCAAGCUGCUGUUUCUACACCACCUGGUAUUACGGUACAACUGAAUGUUCCACAAUAUACAGAUACAGAUAGUUAUGUGACAGCUGCAUAUACGUCCCCAUCGCCAUGCAUUCCUGCACAACCAACAGAAGUAUCUAUAACAUCGGUAGAUGCUAACAAAUCACCAAUACAAGCAUCUGAGCCGUCUUUACAAGCUCAGGAUUCACCUGUAAAUCUUUGCAAUGGACUUGCAAAUAACCCCAGUCCAUCUCAGGUGGUUCAUAAACUACCUCAAAUGCCCAAGUUAGUGCCUAUCCGACGUGUGAGGCGUAAAAAACGUGUUCCUGAGAGUCCUUCCCCCGAAGACUUCGUAAGUAUUCGCAAUUCGCCUGAAGAAGAGGAAAAAACACAAAAUUAUCAUUCGGAAGUUUAUGCCGCAGGUGUACGAGGAAUGGACACGAUUCAACACGAACAAAUUUUGCAAAGAAUUGAUUUCACAACAAGAAUGCAGGAACGUUCAGAUGCACCAGACAGACAAUCGAUAGGAGGUAUUUUCCACAAAAAAACUUCGCAAGAUGAUUGCUCAGUAAUUGAACAGCUUACUCCCAGUUCACUAGACAAAACCGAGUUGGAAACUUUAGACAUGAACUUAACGAAAGAUGAACGACCUGUUAGAUGCACGCCAGACAACCAUGCGACGAGGCAAGAGAUAGAAAGUAGUUGCCACAAGAAAACGCUGCAGGUUUACUGUUCAUCAACAGGUGUCCAGCCUGCUCCGAGUGCACCAGACGGAGCCGAAUCUGAACCAAGUCAUCACGAGCAAAUUGUGCAAAGAUAUGCAACAAAUGCUCAGGAUGCUUCAGACACGUUAGGCAGACAGGAGAUAAACACUAGCUACCACAGGAAGACUUCGCAGAAUUCAUUUCCAUCAAAUAGUUUUCAGCUUCAUCCAAACGCAAAAGAUAGAAACAAUGUGCUAACUGAUUAUCUUAUGCAAGCUUUCAUUGUCAGUGAUUCAACAAGUAAUCAACCUGUUCCACGCGCACCGCACAAACAUGAGUCUGAAACUAGUCAUCUCAAACAACAAAUGGUAUAUAACCUAGAAUUCUUCAUGAAUGCUGACCAGUUCCCAAACGCCGGUGAGAUACCCAAACUUGAGACGUCGGUGCAGUGCCUUACAUGUUACGAGACUGUGGAAGGCGAGGAUGCCUUGAACCACAUGUUCUUCGGUCAGUUGAAAUGCGAAAAGUGCGACAAGAUCAUCGCCAGCUGCAAGGACCUGCAAAGCACCCUCAGCUCCGACGAGAGGUGCACGACAAACUCGAGAAGACGACAUCGCUUCACCGGCUGGAACGUCUCGCCCAUAGACUUCCUCUGCUACAGAUUACGCAAACGGACGACGGAAAAUGAUGGAUCGGGAGUUCCGACGUUCCAAUCCACGCUGGAGGCUAUGGAGAGGUACCUCGAGAUCCUGUCGCCGCUGAAGAACAUAAAACUAUGGAAACCGGCGCUGAAGAAAUGCCAGGCUUUCACGACAAUGAUGCUAGCGUCAUCGCGCCACCAGGGAGACCGGAAGAAGAGGCAGAGCAGCCAAAACACGAACGAGAAGAAACAAAAGACGAAAUAAAACCGAAAAUUUAGAGGUGAUAUAAAACCAUGUUGUGAAAAUAACAAAGGACAGUGAAUCUGCUAGAAACAAAAGCCACUAUAAAACAGUGUUUUACAGUUUAAAAAAGAAGUUAAAGUUUAAAUAAACCAAUGGCAAAAAGUGAAGACUACAGAACAAUGCCAGUGGUUUAAUUAAAACCAGAAAUGCAAAUAUUGUGAAUAAUAAUAAAACAAUGGUGCUAUUUUCACAUUUGUUGUACAAAACAAAAUGUUGUAUUUUUUGUAAGAUUUCUUAAUAAAUCUGUAAACAAUUAA
This is a messenger RNA of Penaeus chinensis, 4700 nucleotides long. RefSeq lists its product as uncharacterized. NCBI's taxonomy places the organism in Eukaryota, Metazoa, Arthropoda, Malacostraca, Decapoda, Penaeidae. The record is from RefSeq and is a predicted model, not a curated record. The transcript has 2 exons. Bases 163 to 4404 code for a protein of 1413 amino acids.